GGUCCUCGCCGCGGGCGCGUAGGUGUCCUCGUAAGAUGCCGGCUCGGCGGCGCUCGGCUUUUCCCCCCCCAAGAUGGCGUCCAUGCGGGAGAGCGACACGGGCCUGUGGCUGCACAACAAGCUGGGGGCCACGGACGAGCUGUGGGCGCCGCCCAGCAUCGCGUCCCUGCUCACGGCCGCGGUCAUCGACAACAUCCGCCUCUGCUUCCACGGCCUCUCGUCGGCCGUGAAGCUCAAGCUGCUGCUCGGGACGCUGCACCUCCCGCGCCGCACGGUGGACGAGAUGAAGGGCGCGCUCACGGAGAUCAUCCAGCUCGCCACCCUGGACUCGGACCCCUGGGUGCUCAUGGUGGCCGACAUCCUGAAGUCCUUUCCCGACACCGGGGCUCUUAACCUGGAUCUGGAGGAGCAGAACCCCAACGUCCAAGACAUCCUAGGAGAGCUCAGGGAGAAGGUGAACGAGUGUGAGGCGUCCGCCAUGCUUCCGCUGGAGUGCCAGUACCUGAACAAAAACGCCCUAACGACACUGGCGGGUCCCCUCACGCCCCCGGUGAAGCACUUUCAGCUGAAACGGAAGCCGAAGAGCGCCACGCUGAGGGCCGAGCUGCUGCAGAAGUCCACCGAGACGGCCCAACAGCUCAAGAGGAGUGCGGGUGUGCCCUUCCACGCCAAAGGCCGGGGGCUGCUCCGCAAGAUGGACACCACGACCCCGCUAAAAGGCAUCCCGAAGCAGGCGCCCUUCAGGAGCCCCACUGCCCCCAGCGUCUUCAGCCCCGCCGGGAACCGCACGCCCAUCCCGCCGUCCAGGACGCCCCUGCGGAAGGAGAGGGGCGUGAAGCUCCUGGACAUCUCCGAGCUGGAUGUGGUUGGUGCUGGCCGGGAGGCCAAGAGGCGCAGGAGGGCCCUGGACACGGAGGCGGUGGAGAAGCCUGCCAAGGAGGAGACGGUCGUGGAGAACGCCACCCCCGACUACGCGGCCGGCCUGGUGUCCACGCAGAAACUCGGGUCUCUGAACAGCGAGCCCGCUCUGCCCUCCACGAGCUACCUGCCGGCGACGCCCAGCGUGGUCCCGGCCUCGUCCUACGUCCCCAGCUCCGAGACGCCGCCAGCCCCUUCACGGGACGGCAGCCUGCAAGCCAGUCGCCCCCCCGAGGAGCCCGGCGCGCCGAGCCCGGCGCUCCCGGCGCAGUUCAAGCAGCGGGCGCCCUUGUACAACAGCGGGCCCAGCCCCGCGGCGCCCCCACCCGCCGCGCCCCCCUCGCCCCUGACGCCCACCACGCCCCCAGCCGCCGCUCCUGCUGCCCAGACGCCUCCGGUGGCCAUGGUGGCCCCCCAGGCCCAGCAGCCCCCAGCCCAGCAGCAGCCCAAGAAGAACCUGUCGCUCACGAGGGAGCAGAUGUUCGCGGCGCAGGAGAUGUUCAAGACGGCCAACAAGGUCACGAGGCCCGAGAAGGCGCUCAUCCUGGGCUUCAUGGCGGGCUCCCGAGAAAACCCGUGCCAGGAGCAGGGCGACGUGAUCCAGAUCAAGCUGAGCGAGCACACGGAAGACCUGCCCAAGUCGGACGGCCAGGGCAGCACCACCAUGCUGGUGGACACGGUCUUCGAGAUGAACUACGCCACCGGCCAGUGGACGCGCUUCAAGAAGUACAAGCCCAUGGCCAACGUGUCCUAGGGCCGCUGGGCACGUCCCCGCCCACUUACGCUUUAGAUCCGGUUUCUCUGGGGCGUCCUGGACUUGUUUUCUAAAUUUUAAUAUGGGUCCUUUUUGUGUGAUUUAAGACACUUUUGGAUUCAGUAUUACAUUUUUGAAUGUUAAACUUAGCCAAAAAAAAGUUGUAACUUCUUAAUCUUGGCAACAGCUCCGCCUGUUAGACUUGGACCUUUUCUUAGUUUUUCUUAAAUCCCGCUGACCUGGAGGGCUUUCCUGCUAGGGCAGCACGGGCCCCACCCGCACAGUUGAGGGACCAAAGGUGGCGCCCACGGUGGUUGAGAGCGGGGUGGGGCCGGCCCGGGGCCCGGGGUGGGCCGCGCUCACACCCACAGGUUUUGUAUUUGCCUUUUGUACAGUUGGGAGCAUUUAAGACCAGUCCUUGGGUACCUGUUUUCAUUGUAAAAACUACCUAAUUAAAGUUUAGCUUUUCUAAA
Messenger RNA from Budorcas taxicolor (takin), 2145 nucleotides. It is a transcript of the gene NELFA, whose product is annotated as negative elongation factor complex member A. Gene Ontology annotation, cellular component: NELF complex. Gene Ontology annotation, biological process: negative regulation of transcription elongation by RNA polymerase II. Bases 74 to 1672 code for a protein of 532 amino acids. The record is from RefSeq and is a predicted model, not a curated record. Lineage: Eukaryota; Metazoa; Chordata; Mammalia; Artiodactyla; Bovidae. The transcript is spliced from 11 exons.